This is a messenger RNA of Ruditapes philippinarum (Manila clam), 2135 nucleotides long. RefSeq lists its product as uncharacterized. The transcript has 3 exons. Lineage: Eukaryota; Metazoa; Mollusca; Bivalvia; Venerida; Veneridae. The record is from RefSeq and is a predicted model, not a curated record. The coding region runs from base 601 to 2127 and encodes 508 amino acids.
UUCGCAGACGUCUGUGGACGAAAAUUCGUCCGAAAAUCGUGGUCGAAUAUUCACGGGACGAACGCAUAAAAAUCAGACUGAGGUUUACAGCGUCUAGUGACCAAGAUUUUAAAUUCGUUCGUUUUCGAUCAGUAAAAUUGUCAAAAUGUUCGUCAUAUGUGAAAUAUAUGAUGCAGUAAGCAAGAAAACUGUUUGUGAUUGGUUUGGGUUUAGUUUUGAUCAAAAUCUGGGUGGAAAUGAUGCGACGUUCAUCAAUAUAUUUGAAAAAUUUUGCCAGUUGAAAAGCCUUAAUCUUAGCCACGGAAGCUGUGUAGUGAAUGUGAAGUUGGGACAAAAUAAACACGAGUUGGCGAGUGUCUCUCCAAAUUCUCAAGCUUCUGAAGCUGUUUCAUGCCUUGGACAUUAUGUUUUAUUUCUAAUGGGUAUUGACAAUAAUAAUAACGAGGCGUCAAAUGAAUCAAAAAGAAGCACAGAUACGAGGCAGGAUGCUUUCUCAAUUUUACUGUCAGCGGCAAAUAAAGCAUCACAUUUACCAGAAAGCAAGUCAGAAGUAAAUCAGAAAGCAAACUUUACAAUGAUAUAUUAAAAUGGUUAAAAACGAUGAAAGUAGGCUUCGUUUCUUCAAACGUGAAGACCCUUGGUGAAAACUUGAUUAACAUCUUAUCAGAUGUAAUGUGGUUUCUGGAUGGAAAUCACAAAACACUUUCAGACCGUGGCUGUGCUAUUCCCGAUGCUCUACAGCAUUUCAGUGGGUACUACAAGCCUGCAUCAAGAAAAAGGAAAAAGGUUCAAGCAGACUAUCUGACUGAAGCUAAACUGAGGGAUCAUUACACAGCUUUACUUCAUGUCUUAGAUUGUGCAUUUAUGAAGAGAGAAAUGUGGACAUCUGUGAAAGAGAUUGUGACCGAGUUGGCCAACAGCCUUUUGAAGUAUGCAACAUAUCUUUCCAAAGAGAAAGAUGAACCAGAGUCUAAGAAGCAGAAGGCUACUGACAAAGACACAUUUGAGGUCCUCGUCCAGAAAAACAACAUUGCACCUGGUCCCUAUAGCAGGUAUAAAACUCUACAUUCUGCUUUGAUGUCAUGCAAGCCAUAUGAGCAUCUGCUGCUGAAUGAAUAUGCGCCUGGUGAUGCUAGACGUCGACAUGAAUACAUAAAAAACUUGGUGAUGCCUGUUAAAUGUAUAAAGUACACAUAUUCGGGGGCUAAAGAACACUUAACAUUUCUGUGGCGAGUUGAAACACAGGACAGUGAAAGUGUGGUAUUGAGUAAAAACAUGAAUAUUGUCACAAAUAUAAAAAAGAGUCUACCAGUUGAUCAUACCAAAGCCAUGAGACGUGAAUUUUUGAGCUUGUUUGGUAGAAAAAUUGACUCCAGAGCAGGUUUCUUGAGAGAAGCAUACAGACGAUUAACAGGUGACUGUCGAGCAAGUAUAAAUGCAGCAACAAAUGAAGUUGAUAAACGUAUUGCUGAUAUUUUAGAGCAUGAUGACCCCGACCUCAUUUGUGACUUAAGAGUUAAUAAUGGGCGUCCAGAACAGUAUGAUGAAUUCUUAUGGCAGUGUCAAAAACAUAUUAUUUCUAGUCUGGAAACUGCAGUUGAUGAUCGGAGACAUGAUAAGGUAUUAAAAGGUGGUGAUGACAUAGUAACGCACUUCGCAGAUGCUUUUUCUGUGUCAGAUUUUUAUGAGCAAGUAAAACUAAAAUGUCCAGCAAACACACCUGUUGCAUCAAAGCAAUGGUUAAAACUUCAAUUCUGGCCAAGAAAUACACAUCAUAAAUCAUCAGAACGAUAUUCUGGCCGUUUGAAAGUUAAAUUCAUGAUACAAAGUAGGCAAUUUAGACAUAGUCAUGAAGACAUGCAUUAUGCAUCAGCACUAUUUCGGUAUGAAAAAGAAUUUUGCAUAAAAUACAGAGAACAUUGUAGUAUGGUGUGUAUGGAUGACAAGCAUAAGUUAAAAGUUGGAGAACCUGGUUACCCAGUAGCUGCAGCUGAAAGGGGCAAAGCGGUUUUGAUUGCUAAUGGUAAAACAUUUGAAGUGGGAGAUCAUGAUUUCACAAAAUUUUCAAUCACCCCUAGUGUGACAUUAAAAGUAGAUAUUCCAAGUAGUAUUGAUGAAAGCUUCUAAUGAGGUGA